AUGAAUCGUUCUUCUGCACUUUCCAGCUAUGGCCAGAACCUGCUGAGCACCUUUGGGAUUGGGCAGUGGGCUCCCAGUGAGGUGGUGAACGUGUGGUUGGAUGAGAAGAAGUUUUACACGUACUCGCCUUUACCGGGUGGAUGCAAAGCGGGGCACUUUUGCUCCCACUACGUUCAAUGCCUACGCUUCUUCUUGUAUCAGAUUGUUGCCAGGAAGACAACAGUUGUUGGCUGCAGUUCGUAUACGUUUGCACAAUCAGACUUGUUGCUGCCCGAGUUCUUUCUGGAGGGAUUCGUCGCAAACAUACGAGAAAGCGAAAGCCAAGCCGCAAGCAUGGGGCCCCAGGGACCAGAGUCAACAGAUAGCGUCCUCCCCCCAACCACCGAGCUCUCUGCUCCUCCGCCUGACAUUUCCCCCGGCGCUACGAACAAGAAGAAGCGUCGGCUCAAGGUGAAACUCCCGGCAAUCAAGGACGUGCCAUGGAAGGGAAUGUUCUUAUAUGCGAUGGAAUGGAUGUCCAAUCCUAUCAACGCCGCUUCUUUCUUCUGGUGUGUCCUCGCGACGUUCGCCUUCGUUAUAGUCGUCAUGUGCGAGCUCGGCUUGAUGAAGAAUUACAUUCAUGACCAUGAGACGCUGGAGGAGGUGAAGGAGGUAUCCACUCAGAUCUUAAACGCUCUCUUCGUGCUCAUGUGCCUCAUUUGGCAUCCGGUCUUCAUGCGAGACGUGCUUCUGCUUAUCCGGUGGAAGCCGAAAGAUAAGUGGGAGAUUCGCGCCGAGUACUGUAAAGACGGGAAACGGAAACCCAACGAUCGCACGCACAUGGCGUUUGUCGUUUUCUGGCUGCAGCUAACGUGCUGGGCGACGUACGCCUUCGCAGCGGUCUUCCUGGUCUACCCUAUGGGUGAACGACCCAUGAGCCUGAUCAUCGUCACCACUGUCGUUUCCUUCGCCGCACCCGCGUUCGCCUUCCUCCAUCUGCUCCUGAGCCCUCUGAGCAAGGACUACGACAUUGUGCGGGUUGGAGAGGGCGACGGGGCCAAAGUGCAGAUGUUUCAACGGAGUGCUACGUUUAUGGUGUCUCACACGAAGGUGGAGGACGCGCAAUGGGCUGGGUCGGUAUUAAGUGAUCCCGAGAAGCGACAAAUCUACGAUCAGUACGGCGAGGAGGGUUUGAAAGGGCAGGCUGCACCCGGAGGGGGGUCGUACAGCAGUCAUGGAGGUCACUCGCAUGGCAACUUCCGUUUCAACCCACGAAGCGCUGAGGACAUAUUCGCGGAGGUCUUCGGCGGACACAGUCCGUUUGGAGGGGCUUACGGACCCGGAUUUGGCGGGAUGGGUGGCAUGGGUGGUAUGCCAAGUGGUCGAUUCAGUCGCAUGGGGAGCGCCAACGUAUCCGUCCAGGUUGACAGCAGACCAGAAGACGGCAAUCAAACAGGCUUUUGGGAAAACCUGACCAUGUUAUCUGAAUAG
Molecule: messenger RNA, 1470 nt
Organism: Closterium sp. NIES-65
Lineage: Eukaryota; Viridiplantae; Streptophyta; Zygnematophyceae; Desmidiales; Closteriaceae
Source: the annotation of a GenBank genome assembly